Messenger RNA from Anolis carolinensis (green anole), 2238 nucleotides. RefSeq names its product lysosomal associated membrane protein 1 (gene lamp1). Gene Ontology annotation, biological process: establishment of protein localization to organelle. The record is from RefSeq and is a predicted model, not a curated record. Lineage: Eukaryota; Metazoa; Chordata; Lepidosauria; Squamata; Anolidae. Gene Ontology annotation, cellular component: plasma membrane; late endosome membrane; lysosomal membrane. The transcript has 9 exons. Bases 161 to 1417 code for a protein of 418 amino acids.
CUCCGUCAUGUGAUGGCCCCGAUUGGCUUUCUCGCUCUCGUUUUCUCAUUCGCCUGAAGUCGCUGGACUGAGGUGGAAGGAGGGAGGCUGCGCGUCCGUUUGGGGCCUAGUCCGAGUGGCGCCUGUGGUGGUCGUAGUCGUACUUCCCCGCUCCUGAGAAAUGGUGUCGUCGUCGUCGUGCCGCCGGGGCUUGCUCCUAGCGGCCGUCCUUCUGGGAUUUUUGCAAGCAUCUUCAACAUUUGAAGUAAGAGAUAAGACUGGGAAAAUAUGCAUCCUAGCCAACUUCUCUGCAGAGUUCACAGUGGACUACAGUACAAAAGCAAAGGUUGAGAGGAAGACCUUCCAACUUCCGUCCAGUGCUCACAUAAAUAAAGAAUCCAGCAGCUGUGGCAAAGAGAAAGAAACAUCACAAGUACUUGUAGUUGAAUUUGGCACUGGGAACUCCUUAACAUUUACAUUUGAAAAAAGUAACGAUUUCUACCAUGUCAGCAAUUUGACAUUCAGCUACAACUUGUCAGACAGCAGCUUCUUCCCCAAUUCCUCUGGCGGACAAAGAGAGGUAUCCAGAGCUGGUGAUAUUCAGGCAAACAUAAAUACAACAUACAGAUGUCGCAGCAACCACAGAGUAAAUAUGACAAAUGUGACAGUGCUUUUCAGUAAUGUUACACUUGAAGCAUACCUUCCAAACAACGCCUUCAGUAAAAAUGAUAGUGUUUGUGCUGAAGAUAAAACGUCUACUGUUGCUCCCCCAAUCACAACCCACAUACCUACAACUACCAGUCUGGCGCCACCCACACCCCCACCUACGGACACCCCAAAAAUUGGCCGAUACAAUGUGACUGGACUUCAUGGGAUCUGUUUGCUUGCUACUAUGGGUCUGCAAGUUAAUGUCACGUACAGCACAAAAAAUAAGACUAGUAAAUCAGAGUUGCUGAAUCUUCCACCAACUGCAGAGGUCUCUGGAACCUGUGAAAAUUCUUCCAUUACUCUAAACUUGACAUCUGAGAGCACCAGUCUUAGUUUCCAGUUUUCACAGAACACAAGUACUGAGAAGUACUUUCUGCAAGGCAUCAUUGUGACUGCAAAUCUGCCUCCUGAAGCUACAGAGAAAAAUAUUAGCUAUUCCAACCAUACUCUGAAUGCCCUGAAAACUUCAGUUGGGAAAUCUUACAAGUGCAUUGCUGAAGAGAGUAUCUGGAUCUCAGGCAAAGCUGCAGUCAACAUAUUCAACAUCCAACUCCAAGCUUUCAAGAUUCCAGGAGAUAAGUUUGGAGCAGUGGAAGAAUGUCAGCUGGAUGAAAACAAUAUGUUGAUCCCCAUUAUAGUUGGUGCAGCUCUUGCUGGACUUGUUCUCAUAGUAUUAAUUGCAUAUUUAAUUGGCAGAAAACGUAGCCAUGCUGGCUAUCAAACCAUUUGAUGAUUUGCACUUAAUUAAACCAGUGUGGAAGAACAGAAGUUGCAAGAAGCAGAUCCAUUGAUUACCCCCAUUCCCAUCUUCCCCUCAAAUAGAUUGAUAUGAGGGAGCACAAUCUUUUUCCUUACCAACUGUUUCUUGCAGUGUCUGCUUUACUAAAUGUGAAAUCCAUCGUGGCAUUUAACUAUGCACAAAGGAUAACUUCUAUAAUUCUGUUUAAUUUGCUAAUGGGUUUAAGUAUUUACCCACCUAGAAACAGGCUGAAGUUUUAAGAAUGCUUUUCUGAAUUGGCAUGGUUUUUUUAAUGUCAAAUACUUCAAAUGGGUGUGACAUAGUAAUUCACAUUCGUUCACUUAAAUUCAGAGUAAUUGUAUCUAACAAAGGGAAACUUCCACUUCUGGUAUUACCAAUCUGUGCUGAACUUAGUUACUGCACUUAAUGCAGCUAAAAUGUAAUUACUGACCUAUCAAAUGCUAUUAUUCCCACUUUGUUUCUACCUAGGUUUGUAUCAGCUUUAAAGGCUAAACUCUGGUAUAUGCAAAGUGUGAAGAUGCAGUUUGGCCAACUCUUUUAAGCUAUUUUUGGUUUGUCAAGUUGGUAGGAGCUGGCCCUUUUUUACAUGAAAAUGGGUGUUACUUUAUUUUUUGUAAAGUGAAUUUCAGUCUCUUCAUCUGUUGGAAAUUCGAAGGAGAUCCUCUUUCUGCACAUGUGUACAAUAGACUUCAAUCUGCUAAUUCUUGCUUUGACUUUGGCUGGGACUGUACACUACAAGGAUCAGUUAUGGAUGCAUUGCCUGUAACAGUGCUAAUAAAGACUUUUCUGUA